AAAUAAUGACUGAUGGAUUUUUGUAAAAUGUUUGGCACUAUGAGCUUGGAGGAGAUGAUCUUGAUCUUUGAGUCACCAAGCUUUAUGCUGCUUCUCUGAUUCAUCCCUCGCACUUUGGAAGAGUGGAAUUAUGGGGUGACUGCUGCUGUUACUCAGAGAAAAAGCCAUGGAUGUAAAUUUUUCCUCGGUUCUUGACAGCAGUUUAGUGCGGCGUGAUUCAUCAAAGCGUGUUCUGACCGGCUGCUUUCUUUCUCUCCUCAUCUUGACCACUCUACUGGGAAACACACUGGUAUGUGCUGCCGUCACAAAAUUUCGCCAUCUGCGUUCCAAAGUCACUAACUUCUUUGUUAUAUCACUGGCUAUUUCAGACCUACUGGUGGCCAUUUUGGUGAUGCCAUGGAAGGCAGCUACUGAAAUUGUGGGAUUCUGGCCUUUUGGUGCUUUCUGCAAUAUCUGGGUGGCAUUUGACAUCAUGUGCUCCACUGCUUCCAUCCUGAACCUAUGUGUCAUUAGUGUGGACCGGUACUGGGCCAUUUCCAGCCCAUUUCGUUAUGAGCGAAAAAUGACACCCAAGGUGGCGUUCAUCAUGAUUAGUGUGGCUUGGACUUUGUCUGUUCUAAUCUCCUUCAUCCCUGUCCAGCUAAACUGGCACAAAGCACAAAGUGCAGGUUAUAUUGAACUGAACAGCACCUACGUUGAAGUUCCACCAGACAACUGUGAUUCUAGUCUUAAUCGAACAUAUGCCAUAUCCUCCUCCCUCAUCAGUUUCUACAUUCCUGUAGCCAUCAUGAUUGUCACCUACACCCGCAUCUACCGCAUUGCCCAGAAGCAAAUCCGCAGGAUAUCUGCCCUGGAGCGAGCAGCAGAGAGUGCCAAAAACCGCCACAGCAGCAGGGGCAACAGUAGCAGCAUAGAGUCUGAAAGCUCCUUUAAGAUUUCCUUUAAGCGUGAAACCAAAGUCCUCAAGACACUGUCAGUCAUUAUGGGGGUGUUUGUGUGCUGCUGGCUGCCCUUCUUCAUCCUCAACUGCAUGGUGCCUUUCUGUGAGCCCAAUGAAAGUGUGGACUUCCCGUGCAUAAACCCAACCACCUUUGAUGUCUUUGUCUGGUUUGGCUGGGCUAACUCCUCACUCAACCCUAUCAUCUAUGCGUUCAAUGCUGACUUCCGCAAAGCGUUCUCUAACCUGCUAGGCUGCCAACAUCUCUGCCCUGGCAGUAACUCUGUAGAGAUUGUGAGCAUCAACAACAACGGAGCAUCCAAGCAUGUCUCACACUAUCAGCCCAAGGGCCUCAUACCCAAAGGUGACAGCAACAGCAAUUGUGUAAUCCCUCAUAGCAUACUAGGCCAGGAUGACGAAGUACAGAAGAAGGAAGAGAAUUCAGGGUUUAAGACCUUGGAGACGUUCUCCCCAUAUAUGUCAGACAACCUGGACAGCGAUGCUGACAUUUCCCUGGAAAAGAUUAACCCCAUCACACAGAAUGGGGAGCACAAAUCCAUACCUUGCUGA
Ictalurus furcatus (blue catfish) is the source of this 1507-nucleotide messenger RNA. It is a transcript of the gene drd1b, whose product is annotated as dopamine receptor D1b. Gene Ontology annotation, biological process: G protein-coupled dopamine receptor signaling pathway; vasodilation; adenylate cyclase-activating adrenergic receptor signaling pathway. Gene Ontology annotation, molecular function: dopamine neurotransmitter receptor activity, coupled via Gs; G protein-coupled receptor activity. Lineage: Eukaryota; Metazoa; Chordata; Actinopteri; Siluriformes; Ictaluridae. The record is from RefSeq and is a predicted model, not a curated record. The transcript has a single exon. Gene Ontology annotation, cellular component: plasma membrane. Bases 167 to 1507 code for a protein of 446 amino acids.